Messenger RNA from Ilex paraguariensis (yerba mate), 183 nucleotides. The record is from the annotation of a GenBank genome assembly. Lineage: Eukaryota; Viridiplantae; Streptophyta; Magnoliopsida; Aquifoliales; Aquifoliaceae.
AUGCAGCUCGUAAACUUCGGGAAUGGCGGAGGAGGAAGUGAGCAACAAGCAGAUAAUUCUGAGGGACUACGUGAGUGGAUUUCCCAAAGAGUCCGAUAUGAUUUUCAAGGAGACUAUCGUCAAAUUGAAAGUUCCAGAAGGUUCGAACGCUAUUCUGAUGAAGAAUCUCUACCUUUCCUGUGA